Messenger RNA from Camelus dromedarius (Arabian camel), 5068 nucleotides. It is a transcript of the gene OPRL1, whose product is annotated as opioid related nociceptin receptor 1. Bases 2365 to 3477 code for a protein of 370 amino acids. Gene Ontology annotation, molecular function: neuropeptide binding; nociceptin receptor activity. NCBI's taxonomy places the organism in Eukaryota, Metazoa, Chordata, Mammalia, Artiodactyla, Camelidae. The transcript has 4 exons. The record is from RefSeq and is a predicted model, not a curated record. Gene Ontology annotation, cellular component: neuron projection; plasma membrane. Gene Ontology annotation, biological process: neuropeptide signaling pathway; sensory perception of pain.
CCUGUGUCCUGCCCCAAAUGCCUGUGACCUCCAAGUGCAGCCCUUGUGUGGCUUUCACCGUAAUUUGUGGACAUGUGCUCUGCCCUGUCAUUCCCAUAAGCUAUGUGUCUUUGGCUGCCCUGGCACCCCACAUGCUUUGCUUUGCCUGCAUAUGACAUGUGUGUUUGAGGUUGUUUUGCUUUGACACAAGUGCUCACAUGUGUUCCCCGCUGACCCGUGUGUAACCCAUGUUUUCUGUGUCUUACCCUUCUGUGCCGGGUGGAGAGAGGCCUGGGCCAUUUCCUUGGCCAGCCCCCUUUGUGGGAAAUCUCCAGGGUCCAGGACUGGGUGGCUGCCACCCCCAGGGAGUGUAGUCAGCAUCCCGGCCUGACCACCCACUGGCCUAGCCACCCACUGGCCUGUCCUUGGGCUGAGACUGCCUGUGAGCGGCCAGGUGUCUGCCUCUGGGCAUCCUCUGCGCUGGCUUCAUCCAGUGCGCCCUCACAGGAGAUCUGUCCAGACCAGAACUCAUACCCAGCCUCAGAGCAGCCUUCUAGCCCAGGCUUUUCCUCAGACUGAGGCCUGGGCUAGGAGGCAGCUGAAGGCCAUUAGGAAACACAGCUUAGCUCAGUAAGCUGCCCCCAGGCAGCAGGGGCAGGAGGGACUGGGGUUGGCUGCUCAGACCUUGGGGAGCCAGCCUGGGGAGGCUGGGGGAGGGUGAGCCUCCCUGGGUUGCUGGGCUCCUGAGGUCAAGGCAAUGGGGUUUCGAUCUUCACCUGGAGAAUGUGGUGCACGUGUGUGUCCCCUGGGUGUCUGAGUCUGCGAUCUGUGUGUCUGCCUGCUCUCUCAUGCCUGCUACCUGUGUGCCUCACAUGCACCUAAGUGUGUCUGCAUGUGUGUGGCCCAUGAUUUUGUGCAUCCCUUCAAGUGUCUGCAUUCCUGAGCAUGUACUUUGACUGUGUGUUUAUCCUUGUGCCUGUUUGGGCAUCUUUGUGUGUGUCUGCAGUUAUGUGAGUCUUUGUGUCCUGAGUGCCUUCUGUGGAUGUGCCUCGUGUCUCCCCACGUGUCCCUGAGUCGACUGCAGUGAAGAUGCAGAGAUAAGUCCUGGGGGACAGCUUGGGAUGCUGAGUCCUAGGGUAUCUGCCUGCUCUGUCCUCUCUUGAUUUGCCAGGUAUCCUAGCGACGCUGCUGCCAGUUGCCUAGCAACAAUGUCUCCAUCCUUGGAGACAGAUGCACAGAGCAGGGUCUGGGCUGUGUGGGCAGAGCCCACGUGCAGGAAGAACGACCCCUUGACUGGGUGGGGCUGGCGAUUCAGCUCAGGGGUCACCCACUUGGCAUGUGACCCCAGUGCUGGGAAGGAGGCAGCUCUCUGUUCAGCUGCAUGGAUGCUGGGGGCCCAGGCUGUAAGGGAAUGAGGCUCAGAUGUUGUUCUGGGGCAGAGAUGUCCCUGGUGUGUCUCAAAGCGACAGAGAGACCUGGGUUUGAACCCAGUCUCUGCCACUUUGACAUGUGGCUUCACAGCUGUGAGGCUUAAUGAUCUUGUUGGCGCUGAGGUGAUGCUGAUGGCAACGGUGAAGUGUAGUGGGGCUGGAUGGGCUUAUGCUCAGGAUGGGCUUGGCACACAGUAGGCACGUGGGGCACACAGUGGGCACACGGAGUGCACAGGAGAGCCCAAGCAUCCUGCUUGUUUACUGCGAGGCUCUGAUCUGCUUAGGGCGGGCUGGGCAGGGGCCCUGCUGUGUGUCCACCCACCCGCUGGCCUGCUGUGGCUCAGCUUCCCUGGGGCCCAGCCGAGGGGCACUGCUCCGGGCACGGAAUGCCAGCUCAGGCAGGUCUGAGUCCGUCCAAGGCUGCGUGUCUGUGUGUGAGAUGUGGCUCCGGUCUGUCUCAGCCUGUCCUGUGUGUAUCUCUCUGAGUCCCUGUCCCAUGUCUUUGUGUGUUUCUGUGUGUCCCUGUGUGAGUGUCUGUGUCCACAUGUCUGAGUCCCUGUGAGCAUCUGUGUCCCUGUGUCCGGGCUCUGUGGGUCCAAGCCUGUCUCUGUUCUUCUCUAAGUGUGUGCCCUGGUCCUCGUGUGUGUCCGCAUGCCGCCUGAGGACUGGCGCCCCGUCCCUGCUGCCCCCUCCUCCAGCCUGCUUGGCCCCUCCCCCUCUGGAGCUGCAGCCUCCUCCCCCUCCCCCGUGCACCAGGCUGCGGCGUCUGGCCUGGUGUCUACUGAGGAGGAGCAGCUGCCGCUGCAGCCGCAGUCCCCAGUCCUGUCAGACCCGGUGCUGAGUCGGGGAGGGGCUCCCCGGCCUGCUGGCCAGCCAGCCGUGGGUUCGGGUUCCCCGGUCUCCGCUCCCACAGAGGUGACUGAGGUACAGGUGGCUCUGCACGUCAAGCGGUGGCAUGGAGUCCCUCUUCCCUGCCCCGUUCUGGGAGGUCCUCUACAGCAGCCACCUGCAGGGAAACCUGUCCCUCCUGAGCCCCAACCACAGCCUACUGCCCCCACAUCUGCUGCUCAAUACCAGCCACGGCGCCUUCCUGCCCCUCGGACUCAAGGUCACCAUUGUGGGGCUCUACCUGGCUGUGUGCAUCGGGGGGCUGCUGGGGAACUGUCUCGUCAUGUACGUCAUCCUCAGACACACCAAGAUGAAGACAGCUACCAACAUUUACAUUUUUAAUCUGGCCCUGGCGGACACUUUGGUGCUGCUGACCCUGCCCUUCCAGGGCACAGAUGUCCUCCUGGGCUUCUGGCCAUUUGGGAACGCCCUGUGCAAGACAGUCAUCGCCAUCGACUACUACAACAUGUUCACCAGCACCUUCACGCUGACCGCCAUGAGCGUGGACCGCUAUGUAGCCAUCUGCCACCCCAUCCGCGCCCUUGAUGUCCGGACGUCCAGCAAGGCACAGGCAGUCAAUGUGGCCAUCUGGGCCCUGGCCUCUGUUGUUGGCGUUCCUGUGGCCAUCAUGGGCUCAGCUCAGGUUGAGGAUGAAGAGAUUGAGUGUCUGGUGGAGAUGCCCACCCCGCAGGACUACUGGGGCCCCGUGUUCGCUGUCUGCAUCUUCCUCUUCUCCUUCAUCAUCCCCGUGCUCAUCAUCUCUGUCUGCUACAGCCUCAUGAUCCGGCGGCUCCGCGGCGUCCGCCUGCUCUCAGGCUCCCGGGAGAAGGACCGGAACCUGCGGCGCAUCACGCGACUGGUGCUGGUGGUGGUGGCUGUGUUCGUGGGCUGCUGGACUCCUGUCCAGGUCUUCGUAUUGGUCCAGGGGCUGGGCGUUCAGCCAGGCAGUGAGACUGCAGUGGCCAUCCUGCGUUUCUGCACGGCCCUGGGCUAUGUCAACAGCUGCCUCAAUCCCAUCCUCUAUGCCUUCCUGGAUGAAAACUUCAAGGCCUGCUUCCGCAAGUUCUGCUGUGCCCCUGCCCUGCGCCGGGAGACGCAGGUGUCAGAUCGUGUGCGCAGCAUUGCCAAGGACGUGGCCCUCGCCUGCAAGACCUCGGAGACAGUGCCGCGGCCUGCAUGACUAGGCGUGGACCUGCCCAUGGUGCCUGUCAGCCCACAGAGCCCGUCAACACCCAACACGGAGCUCACCCAGGUCACUGCUCUCUAGGCUGACACAUGACCUGAGCAUCACCAGCCUCCGUGGGCUUCCCUGUGGCCUCAGAGGGUCUGCUGACACCAUGGGACAGGUUAGAACAUUGUGCCCCUGCGGCCCAGGUCAUACUGAAGCUGCCCUCCCAGUGCAGGGUGGGGAGGGGGUGCAAGGACUCACCUGUGAGCACAUGGGGCCAGAGCCAUGCUGACACUCUGAAGCUUUGUGGACUCUUCUGGCCUCUCCCUUGCUGCCCUUGGCUCUGGUGGGCACACACCUGGCAUUGUGACAGCAGCUGUGCAGUCCCAUGUGCUGCAUGCCGUCAUUAUGGAGCCCUGUGGCAUCUCCUCGAGGCAGCUGGAUGAGCUUGGCACUGCCUGGAGAGCCCAGCAGACAUCUCUGGGCUGUGAGACUCACCCUGAGAGUGGCACUCCCUUCAGAGGAUUGUCAGUGAGCCUGUUUCCUCCAGGAGGACAACAACCCAUUGCACUGCAGAUGUGGCCAUUCAGGUGUGUGAGGUGGCCAGGAGGACCUGGGGGGCUGCAUGACCACUGCAGCCCACUUCAUCAUGUGUGAAGCAGCCCCAUGUGUGUGAUGUGGGGAGGGCUUUGUCGUGCCCCGUCUAGGGGUGCCUGUGUCCCCCUCGGGCUCCUCCUCCCAGUCCUCCUUCUAGACUUCCAUCAGAGGUUCUGUAGCUGGCAGGACUCUGUGCCCUGUUUGGGUCCCAGUGGCCUUGGAAGGUGGCAGUUGGGACAGGUGCUGCUUUGCAUCCCCAAUUACUUUUACAAGCCUCCAGGUGUCUGUGGGGGUGGCCUGAGCUUUCUGCUGCCAGGACUUGUCUAAAACUCCAAACCACAGGAUGGUUUCAUGGGGAGAGCAGGUAUGAGAGGUGGGGUCUGGCAGGUUCUGCUUGAGCAAGGCUACAGGGACCAUCUGGGAUGGGGGACCCUAGGCUGGGGGUGUUGUUCUGUUGUGGCCACCCAGAGAGGCCCCCUCCCAGUCUGCAGACAGAAGCUGAAGGUUGGUGACUUGGCAAACAUGCUUUCUGCAGACGAACUAUUAAAGCACCUGCAACACUGGAGACAUCAUUCUGCCUCCACUUGUAAGCUGAGCCGCAGACCCCGGCCAGGUGACCUCAGCACCUUUAGAGAACAGGAGGCACUGACUCUGGACUGGCCUCUCCUGCUCUGGGGAGCCCUGGCCCUGUGGGAUUGGUCCGGGGGAGGACGGGGCUCUCUCUGUGCUGCCUGCAGCCAGAGGCUCUGAGGACCAGAGCUGCCAUGGCUGUGGCAUUUUCGUGCCAAAGUUGAAAGAUUUGUGACUCUGUGCCAGUGAAGCACGUGUCUUCUUGUAUCUGUGCAUGUGAAGCGUGUCAUUUCCCCUGCAUGUAACCAACCCUGAAUCUGUCUCCAGGGGUCCUGAUGCAGGGCCCAUAAUAAACCCCUGCACACCGGCCAGGGCACUCCGCCCAUAAUGGGUGUUUCCUUGGGGGGAUGUUGGGGUAACCUCUCUGGGAUGAGCA